AUGGCCUAUUCUUCUCUUAUCUGUCUUGUCACCAUCGCAUUCUUCGUAACUCCUACUUGUGCUCUGUUUUUCGGAGGAGGAGGAGGUGGUGGUGGAGGCGGCGGAUGCUGUGGUGGAUGUGGUGGAAGGAAAAAGAGAUCGAUCGAAGACCAGAAAGAAUACCGUUUCUACGCCGAGCAUAGCGACAAAUUGUGCAAUAACCCCGAGCUAAAGCGAGUCAUCCGCAAAUACAUGAGCACGGAUCCCACAACUUCAAAAGCCAACUUGGUGAACGCCUUGAUUCCCGAGGGUGAUCAGUUCUUCGUUGUUUGCGUCACUGGCGACUCUACCUAUUCAGCGCCAAGAACAUCGACUUUCUGCUCACACACUUCCGAGAAUCAUACUUGCUAUGUAUUCGGUAUCUAA
This is a messenger RNA of Cylicocyclus nassatus, 405 nucleotides long. The record is from the annotation of a GenBank genome assembly. NCBI's taxonomy places the organism in Eukaryota, Metazoa, Nematoda, Chromadorea, Rhabditida, Strongylidae.